This is a messenger RNA of Durusdinium trenchii, 1997 nucleotides long. Lineage: Eukaryota; Dinophyceae; Suessiales; Symbiodiniaceae. The record is from the annotation of a GenBank genome assembly.
CGGGUGGUCCAAAAGAGCUCAACUCGACUUCAGAUGAGAGAUCCGUUGCUUCCGGGGUGAGAUGCCACCUUGUUUGUGAGUCUUGAUUCUUGAGCCUCAUGUGGUGUCGUGCGCUGGGCUUGCUGGCGCCCUUCGCAGCACUCGCAGCGUUUCAUCCCAAUCUUCAUGGUGCUUGGGAGUUCGUUUGGGAUGACACUGAGAACUUCAAUGAUGCACAGCUACGACGUUUGAAGUGGUCCAUCAGCAACGUUCAGUGGUGGUGUGAGAACUCUGUACUCAGAGUCUACGAACCGCUUGCAUUGGCUUUCAAGGCCACGGCAGCAGAGCUGGUGGAUCUCGAUCCGAAGAACCUGCACAUGUUGCAGGUGAUUUCUCAUGCUGUCUUGGCAUUUGUGGCCUUUCUGGGAACGAAGACUUUGACGGAGAAUUGGUCUACUGAGAGGCCUAGUCCUUCCUGGACGUCUUGUGCAGCUCUGGGAGCUUCAAGCUUUGCUGUUCACCCUCUAUGUGUGCAAGUUGUAUGUUGGUCCUCCUGCUUGCCAUACAUAUGGUCUGCAACACUGGCUUGGCUCUCCCUGAUUGCAUUCGACGUUGCCCUCGAGAAUCGUAAGAAUCAGCGAUACUGGCAAGCUCUACUCUUGAAUCUCGUUUCAGCAAUAGCAUUCUUUGGUGCAACACUGUGCAAAGCUGUGGUGCUUUUCUUCCCUGUCUUGCUCACGCUUCUCCGCGUGACUAAGACAAACAGAACGUGCGACAAGCUUCCUUUUGAAGUCGUCCAUUGGUUACUUGCUCUGCGGAGUGGAUUGUGGGCUUUACAGGCUGCAAGUGAUAGCCCUGAAGAAGUCCAGACAACUGCAGUUCAGCUAAAUAUGGUCAACAACUUCUUGCGCGCGUCGAUAUCUGUGUUCCUCUAUCUAUGGCGCAUCAUCAUUCCAAAAGAAGGUCUUGGCAUGUUGUUCUACCCCGUAGCAGGCGGCUUAACAAGCUGGCAAAUACAGAUGGGAUACGUGGCUGUGGGACUGCUGGUCUGCUUGACCCUGAGUUCAAUUGCGAUCCUUGGAAACAAGAAGUCAAGCAGACUGUCCAGCUCUUCGAUAUUUGGAGCAGUUUGGAUUUCUUAUCUGGCUCUUCUGUUUCCAUGCCUACAGCUCAUCCAGCAUGGCGAUCCCGUCUGGUUGGCGGACAGAUAUGGCUUUCUCCCGUGGGCACUCUUGGGGCCUCCGCUGGUGUGCAUCUUCAGUCGCAAGCUACUCCAGUGGUCACCACCUUUGCUCUUGGCAAUUUGCCCCCUGAACCUCUUGCUGUUGGGGCUCCAAAGCAGCAGAUUAUGUGAGCACUGGCGGAAUGGCGUCCAACUUUGGAGCUUUGCAGUUGCGGCUUCUGCCCAGGAGCCCUUUCCAGCCUUCCAUCACCAACUGGGCGUCUCAUUGUUGGCCUCUGGCCGGACGGAUGAAGCAGCGGUGGCCCUCCAAAGUGCUUGGCACGGACGGUCGGAUGCGUUGACAGCGAAGGCGCUGGGGCGCUUGGAAGCGGAGAAGGGACAUGUGAAGAAAGGGCUCCAAUGGCUCAGGACUGCCUUGGAUAGACCUGGCUUAUCCACUUCACAAGCAGCUGCAACAUACCACGACAUGGCAGUAUUGGAAUCCCGCCUCAAGCGGCCAAAACUUCAAAAGAUCUUGGAUCUCUACAACCAAAGCCUCCAACUUCAUCCAGAUCGUCCACUCACACAGGAACAUUUUGGGCUUGCCCUGGCUGUUGCUGGCCGUCAUGAUGAAGCCUUGGUUUACCUUCAAAAGGCAGAACGAGUUCGAAGCUCUGCGGAAUUGCAGAAUGGCCUCGGUGCCAUCUACUCCGCGCGUAAUCAAGUGCGGAAGGCCUCUCGUCACUUCCGCGAAGCCUUAAAGUUGCGGCCCAACUGGAAGGAGGCCAUGGAGAACUUGGCCGCGCUGAGCGAUCGAAAAGACCGGAAAGGCCCAGUGGUGACUGAGCACAUGUGA